AAUAUUAUUGAAUUCUUUAAAUCUGAUUUCAAGGAAGAGGAACGAAUUGUCACAGAAGAAAUUUUCUCCCUCAAAGCUAAAUUAAAUAAUCCCGACAUCUCAUCUACCAAAACUAAGGAUUAUAUAACGAGACUGAUCUAUUGCGAUAUGCUUGGUUAUAAUGUGGAGUUUGGUCACAUUCAUGCCGUUAAAUUAGCUCAAAGUGCCAAGGGAUUAUGGGACAAACGAGUUGAUCCAGAAGUGCUAGGCGUGAUAUUAUGUCUUUUUUUGGAUUUUGUCAAGGCUGACCCAAAUAAAUAUAAAGAUCUUGUGCCAGUUUUGGCAAACAUUUUGGAACAAGUUCUUGACAAAUGGUUGCCCCGAAGUUACGACUAUCACGGUGUGCCUGCACCGUGGAUACAGUUAAAAAUAAUAGAAAUCAUGGGCUUACUGGCUAAGGAUGAUGAAAAGAUAAGCCUGGAAGUUGGACCCCAUAUUGUCCAUACACUUAAAAAAGCUGAAAAUGGAGUAGAUGCUGCAUUUGCAAUAAUAUUUGAAUGUAUAAGAUCUAUAUCACUGCUACAUCCACAAGCCUUAUCAAAAAUAGUUAACAAAUCACCGCAUAUUAAUCCACUUAACGUGAUAACCAGAUUUUUGAAGUCUCAUAACCAUAAUCUUAAGUAUUUGGGUCUGAUUGCAUUAUCGGAGGUGGAUACAAUCUGGUGGGCAGAAGGCCAAUGGUGGGGUGAAGAUCAAAUGAAUGUGAUUGUGGAAUGUUUGGAAGAGAAGGAUGAUACUUUGAAAAGGAAGACACUAGAUCUGCUCUACAAGAUGGUUAAUCCGCAAAAUGUUGUCGUCAUUGUGGAAAAUAUGAUUAAUGCUUUGCGCAGCACGUCAUCAACUGAUGAAUUAUCGCGAAAAUUACUAGUUAAUAGGAUUGUCGAAUUGUUAGGUGAAUUUUCUGAUUGCUGUGAUGCUCAAGAGAAAAUUAUGGAGAAGAUAUGUAGGCUUCUUGUAAGGGAAAAUGACUUAAACUUGUUGAAUAAUAUCAUCGAGAAGUCCGCCAUGGAAGUUGAUCUUGUGGCAGAUGAAUCGUUAUCAUUUUUAAAUGACUUCGUCGAAAAUGCUCUGAAGAAUGGAGCGAAACCAUAUAAUCCUAUACCAAUCGUUCACGAAAAACCAAAAACAAUAACAGAAAUAAGAUAUGAGGCUUAUGAGAAACCUGAUCUUAAAUAUUCUACAAAAUCAUUACCAAUUGACCAUCCACAUUACGCAGAUACAAGAUUGUUUCAAGCUGAGAAGAAUGCAUUGUCUUCUGGUAGUGGUUGGCCUGCUGGCUCUACAAUGACUCCCGGUCAAUUAGCUUGGCUAGGUGUUACUCAUGACCCCGCAAAUUCGCCGAGCAUUUCUCAAGACCAUUCUUAUGUCCACAGUAAAAAGAUACGCUCGUAUGAGCAUUCAGUUAGUGGCUCACAAGAGAAUUUGCUCGAAUAUGAUGAUAGUUAUGAUGUCAGGUAG
Acaulospora colombiana is the source of this 1497-nucleotide messenger RNA. NCBI's taxonomy places the organism in Eukaryota, Fungi, Glomeromycota, Glomeromycetes, Diversisporales, Acaulosporaceae. The record is from the annotation of a GenBank genome assembly.